AUGGCUGAUCUGUGCAUGAGGCUCUGGGCGCUCCAGGUGAACCUCUGGCUGCUGGCUCUGGUUACAGGUGGGAUCUCAGCAGACAAGAACAACACCAGCAACAGCACAGGCAGCGUGUGCCCCUCCGUGCACCAGCACCCGCGGUACGUGGCGAUCAAGAAGAACAUGCCCAUCUACUUCGUCUGCUACUCCGACGACCCCAAAGUCAUGCAGUGGUACAAGAUAGCAGAGAAGAGUGAGGACGUCUGUGGGCUGGAUAGUAACACCUCCCAGUACACCAUCAACAGGACAGACACCUUCAUCAACCUCACCAUCCUCAGGGCCACCUUCGAGGACAGCGCAAUCUACGUGUGUGACAGAAAGAACAUCCUGGAGAAGAAGCACCUGCAUGCGUGUGGGACAGAGCUCAAAGUCGUGGGUCACAGCAGCCUCAAGCAGAUCCAGAACAGGAACACCCUGAAAGACGCCAUCAUCAUCAUCCAGUCCAUCCUGCUUGUCAUCUUCAUCAGCAUCCCCAUACUCCUCUUGCUGGAUAAAGGUGAAGGCAAGAAAGACCCAGAGGAGGAUCACACCUAUGAGGGGCUGGAGGUGGAGCAGAUGGCCACCUACGAGGACAUCACUCCUUUCCGGGACGUGAAGGCCAAGUGGACAGUUGGGGAGCACCCGGGUGAAGAGUGA
Neopelma chrysocephalum (saffron-crested tyrant-manakin) is the source of this 678-nucleotide messenger RNA. It is a transcript of the gene CD79B, whose product is annotated as CD79b molecule. The transcript is spliced from 6 exons. Lineage: Eukaryota; Metazoa; Chordata; Aves; Passeriformes; Pipridae. Gene Ontology annotation, cellular component: B cell receptor complex; external side of plasma membrane. The record is from RefSeq and is a predicted model, not a curated record. Gene Ontology annotation, biological process: B cell differentiation; B cell receptor signaling pathway. The coding region runs from base 1 to 678 and encodes 225 amino acids.